ACACAUUUCAAGCAGUUGUGGCUACUGACUACUACCACACCUAUAUCAUGUACCGGUACAGAGACAGAUACAUGACAUGGAUCCCAGUCUUGCCUCUCCUUGUCUAUUACCGCGAUGGCUACCCCGCGAGGAUAGGCUAUAUGGUCAGGACAGCAAGCAGUUCUUACGCUAUAGAGGACCCCAACUCGGCUUGGUGGAGCUUCAGUAACAACGACGUCAAUGCGUAUCGUAUGAGCCAGAAAGUCAGUCCGACAACUGGAAAACGGGGACAGAUUUUCUACCAGGUGGACAACAAUGGAGAUGACUACAUCAAUCCCAAGCUUGCGUGUGACAACUGGGCAAGGGAUGAGCCGGAUGUAUCCGAGUAUGCCUCUAACCUGAUCGGAACAUGUCCGAGGUAUUUCAGACAAGCGCAGGCUGAGGCUGGCCGCUGGGUUUUAACAAGCGCCAACUGCUUUUCCAAGGCCUUUGCCUUAUCCACAGGUGGUAACUACGAGUGUUGCUAUGACAACCGUGGAGCCCUGAUCGACUCUGUCAGCAGAUAUGGGUCGGGAGCUGGGUUCCUGCAUAGAUACAGGAAGGAUAUGAACACUAAUAGCAGCUACUACAAAAAUGACUACUUGCCUCAAAACUGGUGCUGUGAGAUGUCUGGAGAUGACGAGUUCUGCGCUAAAUUCAGGAGGAAGAGACCAAUAGCGUCAUCAAGCAACUAUCGCCAAACUGUCCAGGCUUCUGGCCUUGGUGAUCCUCACAUCACCACCCUUGAUGGAGCCUCCUUCUCAUUGAACGCCUAUGGUGAGUUUCUUCUGCUGAGGAACACCAGCGACUCUCCGUACAGUUUUGAGCUCCAGGCACGGACCAAACGGCCAGUCAUCAACGGUGUUGAAGUCAGAGGCACAGUCUACAGUGGCAUUGCUUUCAAACAACCAUCAGAAUCGGUGGAAGUACAUCUCAGUACCAGCAGCCCUGGGUUCUAUGUUGUCAUCAAUGGUGUGGAGCUGCAGAAGGAAGAAAUCAUUGCAGGGAAGACUUUCAGUGAUGGAAGAGUCUUUGCCAAAAAUGACAAUGCAGGAAAUCUGACGGGCAUUCUUGUGUCCUUCCCGUCUGGAAUCUCCAUCUCCGUGACGAGGGGUCUGGACCUGCUGUCCUACGUGGUGGGCAUGCCUGCAGAGAUGUCUGGGAAGCUGCAAGGCAUUCUGGGAAAUCUAAACGGCAACUCUUCAGAUGACUUCGUCUUGCCAGACGGAUCUCUGUACCCAACAUCAAACCCAACGAAGCCUCAAGAUUCGGAAAUUUUCCCCUUUGGUCAAGCUUGGUCAUUGAGGAAUGUCAGUUCUCUUCAAGGAGUUGACGUGUCUACCGUGACACUUUUCACACGGUAUCCAUCUGGGUCGUCUGCCGCUUCAUAUGGAGACGACAGUUUUGUGCCCAAGUUCUUUACCAGAGACCUGGAUGUCCUCUUUGAUGGGAACACCAACUUAAAAAACCAGGCCAUCGCCGCUUGUGGUGGAGAGAACAACACGCAGUGUCUUCAUGACAUUGCUGUUACUGGCCUUAUUGAAGUAGGCCUUGCAACGUCACAGGGCUUGUUGGCAUUUCAGCAGGCAACCGCUGUCUUGGCAAAUAAUCCACCAAAUGUGACUGCGCCAAGUGAAGUACGAGUUAAGGUGGGUGAGACUUUCACAGCCACCCUGCAAGCGACAGACGAGCAGCCUGUGGUGAACUUCACCCUUGGCGGCUCUGGGACGUUGACACAGUCUGUAGGCUUGGAAGCCAACUUUGUCUGGACUCCAACCAGUACAAACAAGACAACUAUCAGCUGGACAGCUACUGAUAUUCUCAAUGCUGCAACAACGGUUUCCCCAGACAUCACAGUAUGUGGUUGCGUCAAUCUUGGAACAUGUAACUACAACAACGUUGGAUCCCGGACCGAGGGAUUUGGUGUUGCGACCUGUGUAUGCCCCAGUGGAUGGGGAGGGCCAUUCUGUGAACAAGACAUUGAUGGCUGCAGCGGCAACCCUUGUUUUCAAGGUGUGACGUGUAAAGACCAGCCAGCUCCCCUCCUGGCUAACCAGACUGGGUAUGAGUGUGGACCAUGUCCAACAGACAUGAUAGGGAACGGAGAGGUGUGCGAGGAUUUCAACGAAUGCCUGUUGGAUGUCAACCACACCAAAGCACACCAGUGUGUGAAUGCAGACUGUAUCAACACGGCUGGUUCGUACUUUUGCGACUGUCUGCCGGGGUACCACAAAAGCGGCGACUCCCACGUGUGUGUGGACAUCAACGAAUGUCGGCAGCCGACACAGAACGAGUGUGACGACAACCACGGCUACUGUAACAACACAGAUGGAGCGUACGUUUGUGGUUGUAACCCUGGCUAUGAGCUUCAAAGUGAUGGAAAAACAUGUGCAGAUAUCAAUGAAUGUCUGGUGAACAAUGGAGGCUGUGAUCGACUGUGUAUAAACACAGAUGGGGAACACGAAUGCGAGUGUGGAGCAGCCUAUUAUCUUCAUUCUGAUGGAAGGACUUGUCUAGAGCUUGAUGAAUGCAGGGCUGGAAGCAAGUGUGAACAUAUCUGUGUUGAUCACGUGGGCUACUACGAGUGUCAGUGUCAUCCCCAUUUUAACCUCGACAUGAAUGCCAGGACGUGUACUCCCUUCUAUAACUGUUCAGCCAAUAACAGUUGUCAUGCACAGCCCAUUGGUGGAUGUGCGGCCAACUCUACAGGAGCUGAGUUUUGUGUCUGUGACCUUGGUUACGAACUACAGGCAAACAACUCUUGUCAAGAUGUUGAUGAAUGUGCUGAAGGGACUCACAUGUGUGAUGAGAAUGCGAAGGAAUGCCGCAACACCCCCGGCAGUUACGAGUGCAUCUGUAAGGACGGGUUUCGGCGGACGUCACAGCGCGGUGGGCGGAGGUGCGACAACAUUGACGAGUGUCUAGUGAACAACGGGAACUGCAGUCAGAUAUGUGAGGACACACAGGGGUCAUUCUACUGCAGGUGCCAGAUGGGCUACUACCUGGACACCGAUGGAUGCACUUGUAUAAAUAUCGAUGAGUGUGCGUCCAACACGACCAACGACUGCAGCUCCAACGCCGUCUGCAGGGACGAUCUUGGCGGCUUCCACUGUGACUGUAAACAGGGUUACGAAGGAGAUGGAUCACUGUGUGGAGAUAUAAAUGAGUGCCUGCAGGCUGGUGAUACAGGACAAGGAGGAUGCAAAGUCGGCUGUCGGAAUUUCGUGGGCGGUUUUGAGUGCAUCUGUGGCCCUGGAUUUGUCUUGGCAGAUGACAACUGUACUUGCAUAGCAUGGAACGCGUGUGACAGUUCCCCCUGUGAUCACACCUGCACCAACCUUGUCGACUCUUACAACUGCUCCUGUAGAGACGGCUUCACUCUCCACGCAGAUGGACGUACCUGUGUUGAAAUAGAGUGCAAUGACGGUUGUCACGAGCAUGCAGAGUACGUCUUCAAUGGCACACACAACUUCUGCCGCUGCAAAACUGGCUGGAGUGGAGAUGGCACUACCACAUGUGAAAUAGACUCCGGUGGAUUUGGCCUGGAGUUGUCCUUCGGAGAUCUUGUUUUCACCUCAGACUUGACGGACUGCAGAACUGAUGGGUACAAGAAUACCAGGAGGCAGAUAGAGUUAGCGCUGACCAUGUUCUUUGAGACCCACUUCAACCAGACCAUCCGCUCCGCAUUUUCUUCGGUGUCCAUCUCGGAGCUCAGGAAUGGAAGUGUCAUUGCCAGUAUCCUGCUGGCCACUGACCCCUCUGCUGCUCUCACCAAUGCUGACAUCACCCAGGCAUUCGAAAACGGGGCAAGGAACACCUCUAUUGACCUACUGGGCCUGAAUGUGUCCCAGGUUACAUACGAAGCUUUCUGCUACAAAGGGUACUGUCAGAAUGGAGGGUCCUGUUCCAUCAAGAACAAAGCAAAGUCAUGCAGCUGUCCAUUGCAGUACACUGGAGCUAGAUGCCAGAUCAAUAUUGUAUCAGUCGUCUCCGGGACAACUGCUGGCUUCUUUGCAGUCUUUUUGGUUUUGGGCAUCUUCAUAAUCAUCUUCAGGAAUCAGACCCUGGAGGAAAAGGCUAAGAAGUACAAGCCGACAUUUUCCAAGCCUAGUCAUCAUUGGCUGUCCCAUCCGUCGGACGUGGACAAGGCAGACUCCCAGGAGAACCUGUACGACAUCCAGGUCACCAGGUUCCUUCCCGGCGUGCGCAACAGACGCAAGUCCUCCAGACACAACAGUGUCAGGAGCAUGUCUUCUUCUGUAGCCGGAGCCAUCAGGGAUAAGGAGAUAUAUGAGGAGAUCUUUAUGUCGAGUGUACGGCCCAACUGGAUGUAA
Molecule: messenger RNA, 4352 nt
Organism: Branchiostoma belcheri (Belcher's lancelet)
Lineage: Eukaryota; Metazoa; Chordata; Leptocardii; Amphioxiformes; Branchiostomatidae
Product: mucin-like protein
Exons: 27
Coding region: 48-4352 (1434 amino acids)
Molecular function (GO): calcium ion binding
Source: RefSeq, a predicted model, not a curated record